CUUCUGCAACACCGUUCUUGGAAUUAGGAAUAAACAUAAAUUACGAGUGCUACCCUCACAAAAGUGGGUGAAAUGAAAUUCGUUUGAUAUAUAAUUAAUAGGGAAAGUUACGAAAAUCGCAAUCUGUUACAUCGCCUUGUGGAAGAAAUAAAGUGAAAAAAAACCUUGAAACAAGACUUAUUGGCCGUCUACAAACAUCCGUUCAUGUAAACUUGAAUAAAUUGUCAACAAUCAAUCGGAAAGUGGUCACUGGAUAAGACUUCCGCUCUAAUACUGCCAAACACACACGAUUCAACGAGCCGUCCGUAGGCUCACACCAACAUUAACAAGUAUCAGCAGCAACUUGAUAAUUACUUUCAAAAUGACACCAAUGAAGAAAUGUUUGGUAGGUUUGCUUAUUGUGGCAGCGAUCAGCGAGUGCGUCCAUGGAGCUAAAAGACCUACUACUACUACAUCACAGAUCUCGGACUUGUCACGAAAACUCGAUCGUUUGGAACAAAAAGUAUCUACAUUACAGCGUGAUGUAGCUCUCCUGAAGAAAACGAACGGUCAGCUGACUAGUCAAAUACAAACUGCCAACAAUGAGAUUCAACGAGUAAGCUCAAGGAACGACGGCCUUCAAGAAAUGUUAAGCCAAUUUGAAAAAUUCUUCGGCCAUCUCUACACUGAAUCAGGGGCAUUUGACACUCCAAUUGGAAGCAGUGUCGACAAGAGGAUCAAUAAGAUUAAUUCAUUUGUGGGCGACUCAGAAGCUGCUCUUGUGGGGAUGAAUCCAGACAUACUGUACACGAAGCUUGGAGUUCCACACGACACGGCACCGACCAACGUCUCCGAAGAAAUGAUGGCCAAAGCCGUCAUGAAACUGGCAACGGAGAACAAGGAGAUGUCAAACAAGGUUAACAGCCUGGAGGCUAAGGUAGUGGAAUCGUCCAAAUCAAGUAGUCGUGGUAUCAGCACUGCUGAACUUGAAUUGACCAAGGAUCGGGUGGAUAAACUGGAAGAAAUGGUUACUAUUCUCAUCGUAGACAACGAGCGUACUGCCACUGCCGCACGUACCGCAGGCCAGCAAGCAGAAUAUGAAGAGAUGGUAGAGGAAGCCCUCGUCAGCGCAAGAUCAGCUUCGACUACACGCAAAUCAGUGUUCUCUGCUGCACGAAAUAAUGAUUUAUUGGGAACAUAUUAUCCACAAACCAUCACCUUCGAUCAUACAUUUGUCAAUAAAGGGGGAGACUUCAAUGCCGAAAACGGCACAUUCAACUGUGAAUGGACUGGAUAUUACUUUUUUACGUUUACGCUGCGUACGCUUGAUCAUCAUUACAUCGGAGUAACGUUGAUGAAAACCUCGGCCGCGACGGGCAACACUGAGGUAGUGACGGGAAUGUACAUAGACCAGCACGAACGCAACACUAUGGAAUCGCAAAGCGUUUCGAUACAUCUACAAACCGGGGAUACUGUUUGGUUACGCUUGGGACCAUCUGACCAAUACGCAGUCUCCAGUGACACAUUCCUCUACACCACGUUUACAGGAUUCUUGAUAUACAAAGGCAACUAAAAUAAAUCUAAAGGACUAUAAUGAGUGACAGAAAACUUGUGAACUGUAAUGGUACCAUACAUUGUUGUGUAUGAAAGAUCACUGUACGAAAUUCCAUUCACACCAGCGUCCGUCCACAUACAACAAACUUGUGCCUGUUUUGAUGACACAUCAUCAAUCCGCUUUCGACUUACAGAAUAGCGUUUUUGCAAAAUAGCAUUCCAAGUAGAUCGAUUAUUUGCCAUAUAUGACACAUAGACCUACAGUAUUAUGUGGUAAAAGUGGUUCUUCUGUUGUAUUUGAUAAGGACUUAGUGAGAGUCUGAAUAUUAUGCGAUGAUAAUGACUCAUUUGCAAAUAAUGGACAAGAGCCAUCCUAAUUUUGUAAAUAAUCCGCGAAGUAGAUACCUUUGUACUGUGCAUUGCUAAUUCGUUAAUAAAUAGGCCUACUUUAUACAAAUAUUAUUGCGUUUGUUUCGUGAUUACAAUGUAUACUUUUAAAACACAAAGGUUAUACACGAACUUGUUUGGGUUAAACGCAAAUUAUUUAAUAACAUCUUCACAGUAUUUUUUCUGGCAAACUAUUAUUUUGCACAAAUAAAUAAGACAGUAAUUUAUUGAAGGCUAAAACAUAUUAGACAAUAUUAUAAUCAGUAUAGACCAAAGAAGAGUAAGUUUACCCAUUUGGAAUUUAGUUAACUGAAGGACAUAACGCUCUCUAUUUGUAUUUACUUACUUUGUCAAUCGACACUAAUUCUAAGCAGGAUUAAGUAUACAAUAAAUACCACUAUUAUGACUGAAUACAACGACCGAAAAAGAGGAAACGUUAUACUUGAUUGGUGCGAUUUAGAUCUUAAUAUUAAGAAUAAUAAUUAUGCUGUCAAUGUGUUGCGCAGAUUUGUUACCUGAAUCGAAUAAAUAAUAUCUUGAUUGUACAUUUUUUUCAUUAUGUUAUUUAACUAUAUAUUAAAUAUAAAUCAAAAAGGUA
Messenger RNA from Anneissia japonica, 2518 nucleotides. RefSeq lists its product as uncharacterized. Lineage: Eukaryota; Metazoa; Echinodermata; Crinoidea; Comatulida; Comatulidae. Gene Ontology annotation, molecular function: protein binding. The transcript is spliced from 4 exons. The coding region runs from base 362 to 1552 and encodes 396 amino acids. The record is from RefSeq and is a predicted model, not a curated record.